Messenger RNA from Sciurus carolinensis (gray squirrel), 1852 nucleotides. RefSeq names its product sprouty RTK signaling antagonist 2 (gene Spry2). The coding region runs from base 719 to 1666 and encodes 315 amino acids. Gene Ontology annotation, cellular component: cytosol; membrane. The record is from RefSeq and is a predicted model, not a curated record. Gene Ontology annotation, biological process: negative regulation of fibroblast growth factor receptor signaling pathway; negative regulation of MAP kinase activity; negative regulation of Ras protein signal transduction. NCBI's taxonomy places the organism in Eukaryota, Metazoa, Chordata, Mammalia, Rodentia, Sciuridae. The transcript is spliced from 2 exons.
GGCCGCCGCAGAGCUCCCUGCCUCCUCCGGAAAGGCGAGGGCGCAGGCCAACGGCGAGCCCCCCCGGCCGGGCCCCAAGCCCUCCUCCUCCUCCUCUUCCUCCUCCUCCUCCGCACCCACCGCCCCCGCCUCGGCCUCGCUGCCGCGCCUCCACAACGCCCAGUCUGCACGGUUGAGAGCUGCGCGCCGCAGCGCGAGCGGAGGAGAGGGGCCGGCGGAGCGCGCAGCGCCCAGGCCCCCGCGCCCGCCCGGCCCGGCUCCCGGCUCCGCGCCCCCGCGCCGCCUCCGCUCGGACGCGGACGCGGCCGCAAGACUUGGCGAUCUGGCUUUAGAUUCUUUGUAAGGCCGUUUCUUUUCUCAUUCGCUAAUCUGCCAGGAAAAGAGAUUUCGCCGUUGGCGCUUCGGCCUCUUGUUCAUUGAGAAAAAGAGGAAAUACUCCGCGUGCGCUUCUGGAAGGGGGGUCGUCUCCAGCCCCGAUCCCCGGAGUGUUCAUCGGCGGGGGACUUGGCUCCGAAUUUUUCUCUCGAUUUUUCUUCGCCUUUUGCUUGGAAGUUGAACUGAAGCAGAGUUUGGAAAGAAGGGAAAAAGUUUGCGUCGGGGCUGGAUUUAUUUGCACAUCGCUGAAAGAAAAUCCAAGGGAGAGGGUUGGUGCAAAGCCGCGAUCACGGAGUUCAGAUGUGUUCUAAGCCUACUGGAGUGACUACACUUCCAAGACCUGAUGGAGACCAGAGCUCAGAGUGGCAACGGGUCUCAGCCUUUGCUGCAGGCACCCCGUGACAGUGGCAGGCAGCGUGGGGAGCCAGACCCUAGAGACACCCUCUCCCAGCAGGUACAUGUUUUGUCUCUGGAUCAAAUCAGAGCCAUCCGAAACACCAAUGAGUACACAGAGGGACCGACUGUGGUCCCAAGACCUGGACUCAAGCCUGCUCCUCGCCCCUCCACUCAGCACAAACACGAGAGACUCCACGGUCUGCCGGAGCACCGCCAGCCUCCCAGGCUCCAGCAUUCACAGGUUCAUUCUUCUACUCGAGCCCCUCUGUCCAGGUCCAUCAGCACGGUCAGCUCAGGGUCUCGGAGCAGUACAAGGACAAGUACCAGCAGCAGCUCCUCUGAACAGAGGCUGUUAGGACCAUCCUUCUCCUCUGGUCCAGUUGCUGAUGGGAUCAUCCGGGUGCAGCCCAAAUCUGAGCUCAAGCCAGGUGAGCUUAAGCCACUGAGUAAGGAAGAUUUGGGCCUGCACGCCUACAGGUGUGAGGACUGUGGCAAGUGCAAAUGUAAGGAUUGCACCUACCCAAGGCCCCUGCCAUCAGACUGGAUCUGCGACAAGCAGUGCCUUUGCUCGGCCCAGAACGUGAUUGACUAUGGGACUUGCGUGUGCUGUGUGAAAGGUCUCUUUUAUCACUGUUCUAAUGAUGACGAGGACAACUGUGCUGACAACCCAUGCUCUUGCAGCCAGUCUCACUGUUGUACACGAUGGUCGGCCAUGGGUGUCAUGUCCCUCUUUUUGCCUUGUUUAUGGUGUUAUCUUCCAGCCAAGGGUUGCCUUAAAUUGUGCCAGGGGUGUUAUGACCGGGUUAACAGGCCUGGAUGCCGUUGUAAAAACUCAAACACAGUUUGCUGCAAAGUUCCCACUGUCCCCCCCAGGAACUUUGAAAAACCAACAUAGCAUUAUUAAUCAGGAAUAUCACAGUAAUAAGGAUUGUUCCUUUUUUUUUUUUUAACACACAUAUGCAACCAACUAAACAGUUGUAAUCUUGGCACUGUUUGUAGAGGGUUGGGAUAUUCUUUGCUGUUUGCAGUGAGAUGCUUUUUGUCCAUGUGCCAUUUUAACUGAUAUGCUUGUUAGAACUCA